GCGGGUGGAACGGCGCCCACUCCGUUCGGCUCGUGCAACAAGCCGCGCCUCGCUUUACCCUGGGCGUCGUCCGUUGACGGCGCUGCUCUUUUCCCGUCUCCUGGCGGUAAUCCGAGGUGCGGCGGCUGCAUGGCGGCGUGCAGUACACAAUACGCACUCUCGCGGGAACGCUGCCAGGCGUGAGAACGCAGACGCGGGCGUCCGGACCGCCGGUCCGUCCACUCUGCCGACGCCUCGUGGCAACCGGACGGCAUGCUUGCCCCGAUGUCGUUCGUUCGGUCCUCUGGUGUUCUACUCCGGCAUAGCCAGUUGCUGUCCAUGCCAGUCAAAGAACGCCACCUUGCACUGGUUUCGAUGCUGCCAUCGCAGUCGGCACACUGAGCCGUACGCCACUUCCGGACCGUUGACCGUACGUGACGGUGAGUGGACGGUGCGAAGGUGAGGCGACGGCGACGAUGGCCGGCAGCGAGGCCGUCAUCUACUGCUCGUCGGACAUCGUCAAGAACUCGCUCAAGAUGGGCAUCGAGAAGAUCACCACCAAGUACGACACCGUGGGCGCGCUGAGCAAGGACGCCGAGGACUCCGGGAGGCUCACCGAAGUCGAAGUGGACCAGGUCGAGUGCUGCUUCAAGAGCCACAAGACGUACGUGUACGGCUGUCACUGCCUGGCCAACCUGUACUUCACGGACGUGUCCCAGGACGGCACGCCGGGCCGCUGGGAGUUGGCGCGCACUGGCGUUCCCGUGCUCAUCCUGGACAAGGGCGAGACCCGCGCCAGGACGCGCCGCAUGGUGCACGUGGUGCUGGCCGAGCGGGGCACCGGGUUCGCCCUCUGGAAGGACGUCAUCGACAACCUGAGCAGCUACCAGAAGUCGGCCGUCACCUUCCACACGAUGCACCUGUCCUCGGACCACCGCCGCAUGGCCGGACUCAGCUUCGACGUUCCGGACGCGGCCCAGGAAUUCUGGGAGAAGGUCGAGGAACUCAUCUCAGACCCUCUGAACAUCAGCUUGUCUGUUCCCAAGAGCAGCAAGAGUCUCAAGAAGAAGAACAGGGCGUCCAAGCCCAAGCCUCUGCCCGGCAAGAGCGACAUCUCUCUGCCCUGCUGCUUUCAGCACGUGACCAGUGUCGGAAGCGGCGACAAGGAGAGGUUCUACUCCUUGGCCACCUUGGGACCCGACUGCGACAUCGACUAGACUCGAUGGAGGACUACAAGUCGCGAAUUGAAUGAGAUGAGCGCACCGUAUUGGCUUCUACAUGCAAACUGUGCGUGUCAUUUACUAUCGCUCCACCAUUUGUAUGUGUGGCCAUGGGACCAAGGCACGCUGAUGUUCAAGGCUUGUGCGUUGACUGGAGUCAGCUGGCAGAGUCGACAUGUAAACUCUGCAUUAUGCCUAUAUAUACGACACUUCAGCCUGCCCUCCAUGAAUACUAGUUAUCUUCGGAUGAAGACAGACUGAAGUUUUGAACGCAGUUGUGUGGACCAGUAUGUCAUGUUUUAAGUUCUCUACCAGGAAUUCUUUCAAUAUUUUGUGAAAACUCACAUUCUUUGAAAGGAACCUCUUUUUUCAUUUGCAUCUUUAGCGGUUUUAUAUCGAUGUUCUUCCAUCGAUGUGUCUGGACAGCACCACCUUCAACCUUUGGUGAGGGACAGCUGAAAUGGUGGAGGUGGUGAAGUGAUUGUCAAAAUGCAUGGACCGCAGUGCAACCUUCACGAACUUUGACGCCCUUUCAUCGGUACAGGUGAAGUGUAUGGAGCGUACAACAAACAAUGCGUUUCUUUCUCAACUUCCCAAAGACAUUUUCCAAUGUCUUCCACAGGGUUUGUUCGGACAUUACCGCUGUGGUUUUUUUGCAUGUACAUACAAAGCUCAGUAGUGCUUCCACAGUUGUUGAACUUAUUACACGACGUGCCUCUUGUGUACAUCGAAUGCAAUUUUUAAGGCUGACUACUUUAUCAUUGACGAUCUGUAAUAAAUGCAAGAAAGUGGUUGUUUUUAAUUUUCAUGAAAUUGCUGAAUUGCGUGCCACAUCAUUCAGCCGAUAUUUACAUUUGCAUGAGCCUGGCAUGAAAUCAUUUGUGCAAAGAAAGUUUAUUGCCGGAAAGGACAUCCUAAUGCAUCUGUAAUUCAACUAAACAUAAUUAAAAGUGCUACAGCACUUGCCCAAAAGUAUCUGCAACCUCAUGUGCUCAGUCUGCACCAGUAGUGCACAUAACCGCCAUAGUGACUUUCAGUGUGAAAUUGGUUUUCCCAUUGAUGGCAUGGGUUCUGGAGGGCUCAAAUUAAGUGUUCAAUGCUUGCUGGUGGCUGCACAAGAGUUUCAGGCGUAGAUGACUGGUGGAAUACAGUGUGCGCUGUUUUGAGACUACACAUCAAUGUCACAUAGCUUCAAAUUCUGCAUAAUUCUCCCAUUCAUGUUUUCUGAUGUGCACUUACUGAAAAUGAAGAAAAUCUCAAACCUCGUUUGACAUCGUCGCUUGCGAGACACUAUGUCCUUUUUUUAUAUCACUGGUAUUGUGAGAAUUGUUUAAUACUGUCCUGUUGCCAAUAUUCCUGCUCUUAUGACCCAGUAUUAACGUAACAGUUGUAUGCGAGUUUGAAGUAUAUUUGACGCCUUGAUCUUUUGGGUCAUUAAGGGGAUGCUGAGACAAUUUUUGUCUGCUCAGCGUGGUUUUGGAAUACCCAGACAGCUUAAUGUGCAAUCAACAACCUUUGUUUCUUAGUGUGCAUCUUUUUUUUUGUAUAUACCGUAUCACUGGAGUAUGUAGGAGUGUCUUGUUAAUGAGCGCCACGUUAAUGCCUGAGAAUUGUGUGUUUGUGCAAUGCAAGGUAAUACAAAGUGUGUUCUACUGACACAGUAGUCAUGUUGAUAGUCGCGAGUAAUAUCUUGUAGUGUCUGGGUCAAGCGUACGCAAUUUUGCAUAGGGCCUCACUUUAGUUUUUUUUUUUUAUUUCGUGGACAACCGAGAACGAUAUUUCUAUGUGUGUUUUAGUGCUUCCUUCAUUGAACAGUGUUUGAAACUGCUUGUGGAGCUGACAUCAUAGAACUACUAUAUCAUUGCGGAGCUAAGUUGACAGUCUUUUACACUCAUCGUAUACCUAAGCUCCUGCACGUUUUGUUGAGCUGAUGCGUGUGUAUUUCUCCAAUGUCUUAGAAUACUAUGAUAUUUAGAUACCCGCAUUUUUCUGCAAUUCUUGAAUGUCUGGUGCCGUGCAAUCUGAACCAUGUUUUGAAGUGGAACAUUGUUUAGCAAUUAACGCAGCUUGCUUUUGGAAACAAAUGAAACGCACGGCCACUGUGCGCUAUAAUUUUCGCUAACAGGUUGACCAUCACAUACAUGUAGAUUGCGCGGUUGUGAGGCUUUAUUGAGUGUGAUGUGCAGUGAAGGUACUAUCCAGCAUGUGCAUAUUACAAAGAAAGUGGCAAACGGUGCUUCCCACUGUAAUACACAGCACACUUCACAUUUUCUGCCGCUGAAUUGUGCUUAAAGUUGAACUUGUGUAACGAUCGAUGAGCAGGUCAAGUACCCAACUUUAAAUGGAUUGCAAGUUUGGACCACGGCUUAGCACAUAUGGCAAGGUACUUCAUGAGUACGUCCAUUAUAAAACAAGUUCUUGCUUGUGGCCGUGCUUUCUUUUCUAAGCUGCCGUGUGGACCCCAAGAUUUGUAAAUCUGCACAAAAUUUAUGUAGUCUUGUUUCCGCCAGACAUGAUUAAUUGGAACCAAGCACAAAAAAAUAAUUUGCUGAAGUGUUAUUUUUGUCCUCGCUUGUUGGCUGUACCAUUAACAAGCUACGAGCCACAGUAGCAUAUAUGAAUAGCGUUGAAUGUGGGCCAAGGUGUCGAAUUUUUGUCCAGUCCUGUAACCGUGUCAUCAUGACUGGUCAACCGUCGGGUCACAAAAUACGGCGUUUCGAAAUUCACUCUGCGGUUGCGUUGUCCGAAAUUUUUUGUGGCUUAUUAUGAGGCUACGCACUCCCUUGCAAGCUGUUACUGAUGCCCGCCGCUGAUCACAUUUCACACUUGAGUCGAUCACAACGAGGUUUCCUGUAGGUCAAUUAAUAAUGCGCGUUGGUCACUGAGGUGAAUAAUCAUGCACAUCCAUCCUGUGCCCCGAAGUCAUGGAAAAAUCACUGGCUGCAUGCAAUGUCGACAGUUAUGCAUUGCUGCUGUAUUCCCAUUGAAAAUUGUAUGUGGUGACUUAGCUAGCAACGCUGCAUUUGCCUGAAGUUGCCUCGUAAGCGUAGUGGUGUCGUGAGGUUGUUCGCCAUGCCAUUGAAGAGUGUUAAUCAUUCAUCUAACAUGUAUAUAUGCGCGAAGUUUUACUCUUGUUAGCGGUCAUUUCUGUAUCGUUCGGUCGCUCUGUGGCACUUCGGUACCUUGAAGCGGUCUGCACUUUGUAAAUAAAUUGACUCGAAUCUGUGCAA
Dermacentor silvarum is the source of this 4429-nucleotide messenger RNA. RefSeq lists its product as uncharacterized. The record is from RefSeq and is a predicted model, not a curated record. The coding region runs from base 456 to 1196 and encodes 246 amino acids. The transcript is spliced from 4 exons. Gene Ontology annotation, biological process: regulation of transcription by RNA polymerase II. Gene Ontology annotation, molecular function: RNA polymerase II cis-regulatory region sequence-specific DNA binding; DNA-binding transcription factor activity, RNA polymerase II-specific. NCBI's taxonomy places the organism in Eukaryota, Metazoa, Arthropoda, Arachnida, Ixodida, Ixodidae. Gene Ontology annotation, cellular component: nucleus.